AUGGCAUUUGCACCUCCUAAAAACAUGGAUGGCCCAAAGCUACAAACCAAAAUGAGCACAUGGACCCCCCUGAACCAUCAACUCAUGAAUGACAAGGUAUUCGAAGAAAGAAGAGCCCUGCUUGGAAAAUGGUUUGACAAGUGGACAGAUGCUCAGAGGCGGAGGAUUCUGGGGGACUUGCUGGAGCGCUGCUCCCUGUCACAGCAGAAAUUCUGCGCCAAGCAUCUCCAGGACCGAGUUCCCACCGAAGCGCUGGAUUUUACCACACAGCUCCCUCGAGUGCUGUCUUUAUAUAUCUUUUCUUUCCUGGAUCCACGGAGUCUCUGUCGAUGUGCGCAGGUGAGCUGGCACUGGAAGUACCUGUCAGAACUGGAUCAGCUCUGGAUGCUGAAGUGCCUGCGUUUUGGCUGGUACAUCAACUUCUCUCCAACUCCCUUUGAGCAAGGAAUCUGGAAGAAACAUUACAUUGAGAUGGUAAAAGAGCUGCGUGUUACAAGACCAAAGACCCCACCAAAGGAUGAGUUUGUAGUUAUUGAUGUGCAGCCAUUAAGGAGCAAUGUCCCAGAAGCAAAACUUUCUCUUUCAUCAGUGUUGCGAUCAGCUUCUGUGCUAGGAAAGAGGAGAGACAAAGAGAAGAAAGAACUCCCACCAUGGCGUUCUUCAGACAGACACCCUACAGACACCAUCCGAUUCAACUACCUCGACAACUAUGAUCCCAUUGAACAGGCUAGGCAGGCGAGAAAGAAAGGAGGAGGGGAGACCCCAGACCUUAGCCGGCAGGCAGCUGAGAAAAAAAAGAAACCAGCCCGUGGACCUUAUAAGCUCCGGAAGGCAAAAUCACUGCUGUCACUUUCAACAGGUCUUGAGUCUGUUCCAAAAACACCAGUUCGUCCCAGUUGGGCCACUCAUCAGUCAACUGGAAACCUGCUCACCAAAGCAGCAGUGAAGACUCUGGUCCAAAGCCCCCAGUGGAAUGCUGGGAUAAGACCAACGCCUGUUCAAGCUCCAGUGCCAAAGCGACAUGAAAGAGGAAAAAAAAGCUUCACAAGGAUGGAAACCAGAUGUCCGUCAUCUCCACUGUUUGAGGCUCAGCCAUGGUGCAUUCCUCCAUCAAACCAAGGAUCUGAUAUAGAGUAA
This is a messenger RNA of Rhea pennata, 1137 nucleotides long. RefSeq names its product F-box protein 16 (gene FBXO16). Lineage: Eukaryota; Metazoa; Chordata; Aves; Rheiformes; Rheidae. The transcript has 8 exons. The record is from RefSeq and is a predicted model, not a curated record. Gene Ontology annotation, molecular function: protein binding. Bases 1 to 1137 code for a protein of 378 amino acids.